CUUGGAUUAAUUGGUCACGGGCCCGCUUUGGCUCCUUUUCUUUGGUUAUUUCCUAUACUUGGAUUCUCUCUUCCUCCGCAUCAUCCUGGAAACGACUGCCCGGGAUUAGGUCCGUUACGACUUCAGCAUUUCACCCUGACAGCCAAGAAUUAAUCAAAGGGCUUCUGCAACAUGUGGAUUGAUUCCGUGUUUCUUCAGACAAUCUGUAUUGCCCUGGCUGCGGUCCGACUACCUGAGCUUCCUCUCAGGGUGUUUCACUUUGCCCACCUACCAGAGUAUGGUGAUAUUGCCUGCGAUGUCGAUCUCUUCAUUGCCGCGAGAGGACCCGUUUUGGAUGUGGAUAUACAUUUGCAAUUGACCGUGUAUAUAAAUUGCGCUUCUGUGCCGGAAAAAAAGGGGGGUUGGCCAGAAAUCCGCUUGUUGUCUUCGUGUCUUCUUCUUUCCUUCAUUCCGUCAUGAAGCUGGAUACUCUUCUCUUUGCCCUCGCGGCUGGUACCGCAGCAGCGGCUCCUCGGCAGAAGAAACGGGCUACUUUUGAGUUCUUUGGGGUUAACGAGUCUGGCGCUGAAUUCGGUGAAAGCCACCUUCCUGGUGUCUAUGGCACCGACUAUAUUUUCCCCGAUCCUUCCACUAUCUCUACCCUGCAGUCGGAUGGCUUCAACAUUUUCCGGAUCCCGUUUAGGAUGGAGAGAUUGACCUCGCAGCUUACCGGAGCUUUCGACCAGGCCUACCUCCAGAACCUCACCUCGGUUGUCAACGCAGUCACCAGCUCCGGGUCGUAUGCCGUUCUGGACCCCCAUAACUAUGGUCGAUUCAACGGCGAGAUCAUGAGCACCCCUGCCGACUUCCAGACCUGGUGGAAGAACGUUGCGACCGAGUUCGUAGACAAUGCUAAGGUGAUCUUUGAUACCAACAACGAGUACCAUGACAUGGACCAGGACCUCGUCCUGCACCUGAACCAGGCCGCUAUCAACGGAAUCCGUGCGGCCGGUGCCACUCAACAAUACAUCUUCGUCGAGGGUAACUCCUACAGCGGCGCGUGGACCUGGACCAAGGUAAACGACAACUUGAAGAAGCUCACCGACCCCCAGGGCAAGAUUGUGUACGAGAUGCACCAGUACCUCGACUCCGAUGGGUCGGGAACGUCGGAGACCUGCGUGUCCACCACGAUUGGCAAGGAGCGCAUUACCUCCGCAACGCAGUGGCUCAAGGAUAAUGGUAAGAUCGGGAUCCUGGGGGAGUUUGCGGGCGGCAACAAUGACCAGUGCCGCACCGCCAUCACGGGCAUGCUCGGGUACCUUUCCAGUCACUCGGAUGUGUGGCUUGGAGCGCUCUGGUGGGCUGCUGGACCUUGGUGGGGGAACUAUAUCUACAGUCUGGAGCCCCCUAGCGGUGUUGCUUACAGUGGGAUGCUCAACACGCUGAAGCCUUAUUUGGCGUAG
Molecule: messenger RNA, 1442 nt
Organism: Aspergillus ochraceoroseus IBT 24754
Lineage: Eukaryota; Fungi; Ascomycota; Eurotiomycetes; Eurotiales; Aspergillaceae
Product: glycoside hydrolase family 5 protein
Exons: 6
Coding region: 456-1442 (328 amino acids)
Biological process (GO): glucan catabolic process
Molecular function (GO): hydrolase activity, hydrolyzing O-glycosyl compounds
Source: RefSeq, a predicted model, not a curated record